AUGCGAAGACAUGGAGAUCAGGACUUUUCGCCACCGUCGAAGCGACACAGAGAUAGAUCAGGAUAUUCAGAGAGACAUCGAUCAGUAUCUCGAAACUCUCCUAGUUCGAGGUCUAAGUAUUCUCUCUCAAAUAGACACUCCUCAAGACCAAAGAAUUCAGAAGGAAGGACUCAUGGGUUAGAUCAUUCCAGAACUAUAUGUGUGAGAAACAUUUCAUCUAAGUUAAGUGCCGAUGUUGUUGAACAAUGUAUGUACCGGGAACUAGGAAAGUAUGGAGAUCUUUCUAUUAAUGUUGGGCAUUUGGGUGGCGAACGCGUCGCUCUGGUUACCUAUCAAUAUUCUGAAGACGCACAAGAAGCGCUCUGUGAUAGCCCAAUAAUUUACAUACUUGAUCGCCCUGCAAAUGUUACCUCAUUAAUUGAUAUUUCUAAUGAGGGUGAUACGCGUAAAGUAAUUGCCAGUAAAAAACGUCAAGAAGGAAUGGAAGCUGAAGAUAUUAAUGACCGACGACAUCUUAUGCACAAUAUCCCCGGCAAAGUAGAGUCCACUUUCCCCGAUUUUUUACCUAAACCAACUCCACUAGGUCCAUCAGGUACUACAAGCUUACUUGGUAUGCCUGGAAUGGCAUCUUCCACCAUGAUGGCUGCUGCUGCAAAGGCUCUUGGUCUGAAUGCUGUCCCUGGGGUGUUGCCACCAGCACAGUUAAAUACAAUCACUUCUCACAAUCGUUAUGGCUCUGCAAACCUUCGACACUAUGAACAUAACAGAAGUGGGUUCUCUCCUGGAGCAUCCGAUUCAGAAAAAGAGUCUAAAGCUACAAGGACUUUAUUUGUUGGAAGUUUAGAACCAGAUAUAACGGAAAAAGAGGUACUCUCAGCUUUUGAGAGGUAUGGUUUUGUUGAACAAAUUGAUAUUAAGCGUUCUCCGAAACCUGGUGCUCAUUCUUAUGCAUUUGUACGCUUUCAGAAUGUUGAUAUGGCCAGUCGUGCGAAAAUGUCCAUGUCUGGUCGUUUUAUUAGAUCCCUACAUUGCAAAAUAGGUUAUGGUAAGGCGAUCCCAUCUCACUGUCUGUAUAUUGGUGGAUUAGAAUCGUGGACUUCCGUUGAUUCACUACAGCGUAUGCUCUCUCGUUUUGGACAACUAACUUAUCUUGAUUGGUCUCCUAGACGUAAAUAUGCAAUCGCCGUUUAUGACAGCUGUGAAUCAGCACUGGAAGCUAAUAGACAAUUAAAAAGUCCCUCAGCAACUAGUCGUCCGAAUUUAAGACUUCGUGUAGAUUUUAUAAACCCGGAAUUAGUCCAACCAAAGUCACAGAUUUUAAACAAGACGGACUCUAACAUGGAAGGUGACUGUCAGGACAAUCAAAUGUCAGAAUCACGAAAUGCUACAUUUAGGUCUGAUAAUGGAAUUCCUCUAACCGCAAAUAACUGUCGUAUUCGAACAAAUGAUCAUUUUGAUGGGGGACCGUACACGACGAACCAGUAUUACAUAGAAGAUCCUGUCGGUGAUAAAAAUCUCACUACUGUACGACACUUACCUUAUGUAAAACCACCUUUUCAUAUAUCUAAUCGAUAUCACACAUAUAAUCGGAACACAUCUCGCUACUCGGACAACCACAGUAUACUCAGUCCAGUAGAAGAUAUUCCACGUAACCUGAAAUCGAUCGUCACCCUUCAAGAACUAGACCAGUGUCUACAACCAGAUUUAUGGAAAGGAAAGUUCUUAUUGAAAAAUAACCAUUUUUAUUUUCGCUGUUUGAUGUUAAUCGGUAAUAAAGAUAUUAGUCAAGAUUUACUGGAUUAUAAAGAUAAUAACAGUAAUUCCGAACAACUAACUAAUCCAACUUUACGUAUUUCACGCCGGGGCACUCUUGAUGCUUCAUGGAUGGCGGAAGCUACGCAUCGUAUUCAUAAUGUACUAUCUACAGCACGUCAUAACUUAUGCCUCAUGCUAAUAUUACCCGAUACGGAGCAAACUAAUAAGUAUCUGCACAAGGAAUCUAAACUGAAUGAUCAGUCGAACACUGAAAUUACGAGUGUAAAAUCAACAAUAAAUGAUUGUUUCUCACUACACGCUUUGAUUGCUUAUUUAAAAUUAAAACAAUCAGCUGGUAUAAUCUGCCCAAAGGAGGAAGAAAUACAACAAGAAUCACUGGAUAAUAAUUCCGAGAAAACAAUCACAACACAACGUUCAUCUUUAAUAGUAUAUUUAUUUGCACCAAGCAGUUUUGCAUUAAGUUUAUUAAAACAAGCAGCACCUUGCUUAAGUUCAGACUUGGCAACAACAAGUGAUUAUAUGAUCCUUUUAGCACUUAGGCGGUAA
Molecule: messenger RNA, 2322 nt
Organism: Schistosoma rodhaini
Lineage: Eukaryota; Metazoa; Platyhelminthes; Trematoda; Strigeidida; Schistosomatidae
Source: the annotation of a GenBank genome assembly